ACUCUAUUCAGAUCAUGUUACACUGCACUAAUGAGCUAAUUAGUAGAAUCAGGUGUGUUAUAUAAAAGAGACAUUGAAAAUGUGUAGAGAAAUACUGCUUAAGAGGAACAAUGUAAAUGCAGCGGUUCAGUUCUGUGCCACAUGAACCACAGCAGCUAUGUGUGUGUGUGUGUGUGUGUGUGUCAGAGAGAGUGUGAGGGCGAGUGAGUGCAUAGAGAGCACAUAGCUGAAGACGAGCGAGUGAAGAGCACAAAGACCAUUUACACUCAUGGAGAGAUUAUAGAGUUUGUCAGAGAGAGGAAACUUCAUCACACUGUUUAAAUGGACAAGUAAGCAGCUGUUUGUGCAAUGAAGGAAUAUUAGUACACUAAACUCUGAAGAAUUAAACAGCAAACCCUUCAACAAACUUCACCUCUCUCAGACUCCUGCACUGACGGCAGAAAUAACCAGCUAAAUAAAGAAACAUCCUGUCAAACACAAUGACAACCAUUUGGCAGAUGAAACGCUUAAUCAAUCACACCAUCAGUACAGCGAACAGCACUGUGACACCCACAUCGUGUCCUCAUGUGGAAGACGAGAACUUGCGGAUUCCUCUUGCGGUCCUCUACUCCCUCAUCUUCCUGUUUGGCCUGGCAGGAAACGUGCUCGCUUUGUGGGUCUUUCUCUUCCUCCACUCGCGCAGAAAUUCGGUUCGCGUCUUCCUCAUCAACGUGGCCCUCGCCGACCUGUUGCUCAUCAUUUGCCUUCCGUUCCGCGUGUUCUACCACGUUCAGGGGAACCGCUGGACGCUGGGGCCGCGGAUGUGUAUGGUGGUGGGUAAUCUCUUCUACAUGAACAUGUACGUGAGCAUCACGCUGUUGGGUCUCAUCAGUCUGGAUCGCUAUCUGAAGAUCUUCGGCGUGAGGGGAUUCUGGUGCUGCUGCAGGCUGCGCUGGCUCAGAGGAAGUAGCUGGAGUCGGGUGGCGUGCGGGCUGCUGUGGACGUGCUCUCUGGUGAUGGUGGUGCCCAUGAUUGCUCUGCCCGAGGCCAAAGGGGGAGCAGGAAAGUGUUUCCAGUACAAGAAGAGGACGGAGGCCCGAGGCAAAGCCUAUUUCAACUAUUUCAUGGUGGGCGUCUUUUGGUUGGUGUUUGUGGUGCUGCUGGUAUCAUACGGACGGAUCGCACAGAAACUGCUGCAAGCUUCACGGGACAAACCCGAUCUGCCCAACGCUAUGCGUUACAGCCGCACGGCAAAGAAGUCCUUCGUGGUUCCGCUUCUGUUCACCAUCUGCUUCGUACCGUACCAUGCUUUCAGAGGCUUCUAUGUGCAGUCGCAGCUCAGCAACAUCUCCUGCGACACACAACGGUUCAUUGACCGCACAAAUGAAGUGAUGCUGCUGUUUUCCGCCCUCAACAGCUGCCUGGACCCGGUGAUGUAUUUUAUGCUGUCUGGAUCGGUGCGCAAGGCUACCAUACAGGCGUUUUCACAAUUCAUCUGUUUGCACCACGAACCCUCAGCGACCAACAGCUCCACCACGGAGUUCAGGAGAACAUCUGUAUCGCAGGCAUCCACCGCUGCAGUGCUGGUUACAUCGAGAGGGAGUUUGGGUCUGAUCAAGACCCUGCACUGUAAACCCGCCAUUAUUAACACUGCUGAAGGAAAUACCUGCACACAAACAGCUAGGCGGUCACACUGAGCAAACAGUGAUUUCACAGUAGGCCUGGGUAAAUAUAUAAAUGAUCUGAUUAAUCGGCAUCUUCAUUGAACGAUCUCUAUAACAGUACAGAGCGAGAUUAGGGUUAGUUUGGUUUAACUCGUUCUGUGUGUCCAAAGAUGGGAUCCACACAAUCCAUUUGUCAUUGAAUAAUGUCUCUUUUAAUAUUCUUUCUGUUCUUUACUGUCAGAUGUUGAUCAAAAACAAACAAAAAGAAUAAAUAUUUCAUUCUAAAUGCACACGGAUGUGGUGAAAAUGCCAUUCAACUCUCAACUGAAACACUUCUGAGAUGCUUGCUGAACUGAUGCUAUUCUUAAACAGUUCCACAUAUCAAUAUGUAUGCAUGUAAACAAGCAUUUAACAAAAAAUAAAUGUGUGCAAGAUAAUACA
Myxocyprinus asiaticus (Chinese sucker) is the source of this 2084-nucleotide messenger RNA. RefSeq names its product probable G-protein coupled receptor 34. The record is from RefSeq and is a predicted model, not a curated record. The transcript has 2 exons. Gene Ontology annotation, biological process: G protein-coupled receptor signaling pathway. The coding region runs from base 480 to 1676 and encodes 398 amino acids. Gene Ontology annotation, cellular component: membrane. Lineage: Eukaryota; Metazoa; Chordata; Actinopteri; Cypriniformes; Catostomidae. Gene Ontology annotation, molecular function: G protein-coupled purinergic nucleotide receptor activity.